GGGCAGCUAUUAGGUCAUCAUGUUUGCCUGCUUUAGACUUUGAAACCUACCACAUAUCCCUGCUCAGAAAUCGUGACAAAUGUUUCACAUUUGAAAUAUUAUUUUCCCCCUAAUCGUGCAUAAAUAUACUGACAUGCGAAUCUUACAGUGACUGUUGCUGUCUUCUUGCUCUGAUUCAUUAAAUGUGUAAUGUGUCUCUCCAUAAAGAUGAUGUAGAUUUUUUAAAAAAUUGGAAACCCAUCUUUUCUCUUCCCCUAUCGAAAGAAACAUGCUUUCCUUGUCUCCACCCAUCACAGAAAUGUUAUUUGACAACACUAGUGCUAUUGGCAUCCUGGUCAGCCCUGCUGCUGUGGUACUUAGGAAAGUCCUGUGGGGGCUGAUGCUGAUCCUGUCUGUUGUUAUCUAUGGCUCCCAUGCUCCACUCUUGACUCUUAGUAAAGAAAAUGGCCAGAUCCCAUUCAGUGCCUCAUCUGUGGUUGUUUUGAUUGAGUUAACAAAGUUAGUGUCCUCCUUAGUCUGCUUGCUAAUCUGGGACUGGAAACAACUAAGUAUCUCUGUGUCCUGGUAUCAUGCUGCUCCCUUUGCACUCUCAGCAUUGCUCUAUGCAGCUAACAACAACUUGGUGGUUCAUUUGCAGCUGUUCAUGGAUCCUAGUACCUACCAGGUACUUAGUAACUUAAAAAUUGGCAGCACCGCUCUCCUUUUCAGCAUCUUCUUGCACCAAAGACUGACUCUUCGCAAGUGGCUAGCCCUUUUCCUGCUGACAGCUGCUGGAGCAUUCUAUACAUAUGGAGGCCUACAGGACCCACAGCAUGUGCCUGCCUCUGACAUGCAGCUGUACAUCACUCCUAUUGGCCUAUUGCUGAUCCUUCUGUAUUGUCUGAUCUCAGGACUUUCAGCUGUCUAUACUGAAGUUGUUUUGAAAACCCAGGAUCUGCCUCUUAACCUCCAAAAUUUGUUUCUUUACUUUUUUGGUGUUCUGCUAAAUGGGAUCAUCCAUCUGUCAACCAGCUCAACAGCUGUGUUCCUGGAGGGUUUCUCAUUUUGGGUGCUGUUAGUUAUUGUAAGCCAAGCCCUGAAUGGCCUCAUAAUGUCUGUAGUCAUGAAACACAGUACUAAUAUCACUAGGCUUUUUGUGAUCUCCUGUUCCAUAAUGGUUAAUGCUCUUCUCUCUGUCCAUUUAUUUAGUGUGCAACUCACCCCUUUUUUUUCCCUUUCUGUACUGCUGAUUGGCUUGGCUGUUUACUUGUAUUAUGGAGUCAAAUAG
Messenger RNA from Elgaria multicarinata webbii, 1267 nucleotides. It is a transcript of the gene SLC35A4, whose product is annotated as solute carrier family 35 member A4. Gene Ontology annotation, molecular function: pyrimidine nucleotide-sugar transmembrane transporter activity. Gene Ontology annotation, cellular component: Golgi membrane. Gene Ontology annotation, biological process: pyrimidine nucleotide-sugar transmembrane transport. The coding region runs from base 269 to 1267 and encodes 332 amino acids. The transcript has a single exon. The record is from RefSeq and is a predicted model, not a curated record. NCBI's taxonomy places the organism in Eukaryota, Metazoa, Chordata, Lepidosauria, Squamata, Anguidae.